AUGGCCGCCGAUGUAGUAUGCGGGGAAUCGAUGGAUCAGUACCGGGCCGAGUUGGAGCGGCUCACCCAGGAACUGGCCGAGGCGAACCGGGAGAAGAUCAGGGCUGCGGAGUGCGGGCUGGUUGUCCUGGAGGAGAACCAGGCUCUGAAGCAGCGCUAUGCAGACCUGGAGAUCGACCAAGAGACUCUCAGGAAAGAGUUGGAACAAUUGCAGGAGGCGUUCAGCCAAGCUUACAGCAACCAGCGUAAGGUGGCAGAGGAUGGGGAGACCAAUGAGGAGACGUUGCUGCAGGAGUCGGCCUCCAAGGAGGCCUACUACAUGGGGCGUAUUUUGGUGCUGCAGACGGAGAUGACCCUGAGUCGUUCUGUGGCGUCCAACGCCCAGUCCGAGAACGAGAGGCUCAACGCACUCACGCAGGAGCUACGAGAGAGUAAUGAGAUGCUGGAGCUACAGAGGACCCGGAUGAGGGAAGAGGUCAAGGAGUACAAGUUCAGAGAGACCAGACUGCUUCAGGAUUACACCGAGCUGGAAGAGGAGAACAUCACGCUUCAGAAACUGGUGUCUACGCUCAAGCAGAGCCAGGUGGAGUAUGAGGGACUGAAACAUGAAAUCAAGGUACUGGAGGAGGAGACUGUUCUGCUCAACAGUCAGCUGGAAGACGCAUUACGCUUGAAGGACAUUUCUGAGGGUCAGUUGGAGGAGGCCUUGGAUGCCCUCAAGAGUGAGCGUGAGCAGAAGAACAAUCUGAGAAAGGAGCUGGCCCACCACCUCAGCCUGAGUGACAGUGUCUACGGAGCAGGGGCCCAUCUGGCUCUCACUGUCACUGGCGUUGAGGGCCUCAAGUUCCCAGAGGAGACCAACGGGACCAACUGCACCAACGGCAGCGCCAUCCCUGCUGCUAACGGCAACAAUGAGGACAGCAAUCGCCGCAACGGCCACGUUCACACAGGCACCGGAUCGGUUAAGAUGAACGGGGACUACCGACCAGGCCGGAAAGGAGAAGGCCUGCACCCCGUGCCAGACCUGUUCAGUGAGCUCAACCUGUCGGAGAUGCAGAAGCUCAAACAGCAGCUGCUGCAGGUGGAGCGCGAGAAAUCUGCACUGCUCAUGAACCUGCAGGAGUCACAAACCCAGCUGCAGCACACACAGGGCGCCCUGACCGAGCAGAAUGAGCGGGUCCAUCGGCUCACGGAGCACGCCAACAGCAUGAAAUGUCUCAAUGGAGACAAAGAGCUCGAUGACCCACAGGAGAGUGAGAAACCUGACGGUGGCUCCUUCUCACCACCAGCCAAUGGUCACCAUGAUCCAGACAUCCAUGGCUUCGAAAUCCUGGAGUGCAAGUACAAGGUGGCGGUGACGGAGGUGAUCGACCUGAAAGCAGAGCUCAAGGCCCUGAAGGAGAAGUACAACCUGGCUGUGGAGGGGCAGGGGGACGGCCACGGGGACGACAGGGUCCAGGCAGUAAGUGAACAGCAGUUGACUCAUUUGGAGCAUAGUUACCGUGAGAGCAGGGAGAGGGUGGCGAGCCUGGAGGCAGAGCUGCGAGCAGCCGCGAGCACAGCCACAGAGAGCCAGGGCAUGCUGAAUACGGCACAGGAUGAGCUGGUGACCUUUAGCGAGGAGCUGGCACAGCUGUACCACCACGUCUGUCUGUGCAACAACGAGACACCCAACCGCGUCAUGCUGGACUACUACCGCCAGAGCCGCGUCACACGCAGUGGGAGCCUGAAGGGCUGCGACGACCAUCGGGCCCUGCUCUCGCCUCGCCUGGCCCGACGCCUCGCUGCAGCAUCCGCAGCCUGCUCCCCCGAUCCCCCGCGCAGUCCCAUGGACUCCCCGUCCAGAGACGCCCAUCACAAUGAGACAAAACCCAACACAGUGGACUCCUGUCACAGCAGCCCAACCCGCAACCCCUUGGGCUCCCCAGUCAUCAGCGUAUCUCCUUGCCCAUCUCCAGUGCCCUCAGAGGCCGGCGGGGACCUGCGGAAGGAGCCCAUGAACAUCUACAACCUGAACGCCAUCAUCAGAGACCAGAUCAAACACCUCCAGAGGGCGGUGGACCGCUCGCUGCAGCUGUCCAGGCAGAGGGCCGCGGCCAGGGAGCUGGCGCCAAUGCUUGACAAAGACAAGGAGCUGUGCAUGGAGGAGAUCCUCAAACUGAAGUCCCUGCUCAGUACCAAGAGAGAGCAGAUAGCAACACUCAGGCUAGUGCUGAAGGCCAAUAAACAGACAGCAGAGGGUGCACUGGCAAAUUUGAAGAGCAAGUACGAGAAUGAAAAGACGAUGGUGACAGAGACCAUGAUGAAGCUGAGGAACGAGCUGAAGGCUCUGAAAGAAGAUGCCGCCACCUUCUCGUCUCUCAGGGCCAUGUUUGCCACAAGAUGUGAUGAGUAUGUUACUCAGCUGGAUGAUAUGCAGAGGCAGCUGGCGGCAGCAGAGGACGAGAAAAAGACGUUGAACUCCCUCCUCCGUAUGGCCAUCCAGCAGAAACUGGCCCUGACCCAACGGCUGGAGGACCUGGAGUUUGACCACGAGCAGAUUCACCGUGGCCGCGGAGCUAAAGUGCCCAGGAUUAAAAGCAGCCCGCCCAAAAUUGUCAGCAGCCUGCUGCCUCAGUACCGUCACUCUCCCCACAACUAA
Molecule: messenger RNA, 2640 nt
Organism: Anoplopoma fimbria (sablefish)
Lineage: Eukaryota; Metazoa; Chordata; Actinopteri; Perciformes; Anoplopomatidae
Gene: bicd1a
Product: bicaudal D homolog 1a
Exons: 9
Coding region: 1-2640 (879 amino acids)
Biological process (GO): positive regulation of receptor-mediated endocytosis; protein localization to organelle; microtubule anchoring at microtubule organizing center
Cellular component (GO): cytosol; Golgi apparatus
Molecular function (GO): dynein intermediate chain binding; dynactin binding; cytoskeletal adaptor activity
Source: RefSeq, a predicted model, not a curated record